Molecule: messenger RNA, 3054 nt
Organism: Neospora caninum
Lineage: Eukaryota; Apicomplexa; Conoidasida; Eucoccidiorida; Sarcocystidae
Exons: 1
Coding region: 1-3054 (1017 amino acids)
Source: RefSeq, a predicted model, not a curated record
AUGGAGGAAGACCGGACGUCAGCGUCCUGUUUUCGAAGCGGAAGAGGCGCAACCCACAGCGGAGAUGAACUCCCCAGCGAAGAGGAAUGGCUAGCACCAGGGAGACCGGAGGCGCGCCGUCCCCGACGACCGCGUGGCUGCGGACACCCCGCAGCGAGCGAGGAGCGUCACAGAGGGAGGGAGCGGAGAAGGAAGAGGAGACGGCACGGAGACAGUUCAGAGAGCAAUGACGGGGAAGAAACGCGAAGGCGGCGGAGGGAUAGAAGGAGACCUGAGACUGGACGGAGCACGCGAGAGGGGCCCGUGGUCAUCAGCGACGAAGACGAGGACGAACAGCUUCAGUUGGCUCUUGCGCUUUCGGCGUCGCUGCAGGAUGGCCAUGGAGGAACGUGUGGACCCGCCGAGAAGGGCGGAGACACUUCCAUUGCUAGUGCGACUCUGGGAACAGAGGACGAACCAGAGAGGGAAGCAACCUCGCGGCGUUCUGAUCGAGGCGAGGAGGGAAAGUUGACCAGUCGGGAGGCGCUUCCCGUGGAGUCGAGCAAAGCGCGAGUCGCCCGAGACGCCACCGCUCCGCCCCUGGGCUGUCAACACCCGUGUGGGGCGGAAGCAGGCGAGCGAGGAGAUGAAGAAAGGGAUGCAAGCGAAGAGACAGGAUGGCGAAGGCGGAGAGGAGACGAAGCGAGGAGACGUGAGGAGAGUGAACUGGAGAGACAGGCAGGUCGGCAGGCGAAGCGCCGCCAGGCGUCAGACGGCAGCCCAGACGCCAUUAGCAGGGACGCACAAGAGAGAGAACAGGGAGAGGCCGGGGUGGUGCUCCCAGCUUCUCACCUGGGAAGAGGGCGCCCGCAGUCUAAGACAAAUCGUUUUGUGGAACAGACAAGCAGUUUGUCGGGCGGGUCGGGUACUUUUGAGGAAGACGUUGAGGACGGGAUGAAGACCGGCAGCGACAGAAAGAAACACCGUCGAUCAGGAAUGGCUGACGCGCGGGAGGGCAGAAGAAGGGAGAGGCCGAGAACGGACGGGGUGGAGGAAUCGGGAGAAGUGGAAGACGACGAAAACGAAGACUUUCAGCUGGCUCUCGCUCUUUCCAUCUCGGAGCAGCACGAUGUCUACAACCAGUGCCGGGUGAUUUCCGACCACGCCUCGUCACCGGAGAAAGGGCCGGCAGGUUUCGGCUCUUCCUCUUCUGGCCACAGGAGGGAAAGCGUGUGUGGCGGAGCAGAAUUUUCGAGCGAUCUCGCUCUGUCUUUAUCUUUGUCCCCUUCAGCUGCUUCGUCUUCCACGCCAUGUUCUUCGCAGAGUGCCCUCGGGAGCGAGGCAGGAAUCUCAGAGCGAUCAGAGCAAAGCGCGCAGAACUGUCGGCGAGCUCGACUCCCUGUUCCCCACCCUGUUCCCGAGCACCGCGAUUCGAAGUACCAAGGCGAGCAGAGAGAUGUCGAGGCGCGGCAAUACGACGAAACGUCCUCUCGUCCGUCUCCCGUUUCCCCCCCGCCCCAACUUCGGAAGCGAUGUCUGGGAGAUGGUGGCCAUGAUCUCCCCUCCAACCCAGUAGGGAGGCCGCAGCCAGAGAAAGAACCGGACGAGGACGCGAACGCAGCGGGUGAAAAGGCCAAGACUGGAGAGGAGACGAAAACUGAGAAGACGGCGGCCACGGCAGAAGUCGAGUGGAUGGGAGACACCGGAGCGAGGGGGAUGUCAGGCAUCGAGUACGAUCUUGUUGAUGCCGACCAGAGAGAGCAAGGAAUCGUAGACGAUCGAGAAGGUACACCCACACGAGGGCGGUUCAUAGCGCUUUCGAUGGCGGGUGUCGACGACGGCGUCGACGAGGAUUCGUCGUUAUCGCCUGCCUCGGAUGCUGCAGACUCAGACUUCGAGCCUGAUCGCCGUCGCCCGAGACGGAGAGCGAAGGUGAAAGGAACCGAAAGGCUUCCAGAAGAUGAAGGCGCGGCGAGCUCGGAGAGCUCGAGUGACAGUCCGUGCUCGUCGCUGGUCGAGGAGGGGACGGGGCCUACCUCUCCCUCUUCUAGCGACACUUCUGAAGCAGACGCUGCGCAGCCUCAGGGAGGAAGACGGAAUGCGCGAAAACGGGGGAACGCACGACGAGCCGUUCCAUCGAAGUCAAGCAACCCGCGGAAUGACCGUUCCGUGACAAAGAGCAAAACGCCGCAGCGUCCACAGCCGCAUGACGCGCUUGCCGAGAGAGUGAAGGGCGCGGCUGGGCGGCCGGACGCAGGCAAUGAGCGUGACGGAGUGCGUGAAAGACAAGCGAAGAAGAACGAGAGGAAAGCGCUGAAAGAACAGCAACGGGCAGUGGCGCGGGAGGCGGCGUCAACCGCAGUGCGCCUCUGGAAGAGAGAGAAGCUGCAGGAAGCGUGCGUGUACAUUUGGCAGGUUUUAACGCACGCCGUCGCUUCUCCUGUCCCUUUGUCUUCACUGCGCGCGCAAGGCAAUGAGUCGGACGGCAAUCGGAGAGGAGUUGCGCGGGCCAGCGCUCGUCCCGGCGGAGGCAAACUGGCGAACUUGCUUCGCCACGCGCAGCUCGAGGAAGAGGAGAAGAUCAUGCCUUCGCCGGCUUGUUCGUUGUCCACGCGCCGCUCGGGACCGUCCGGGCAAGCGACCUCGGAGCAAGGAGAGGAGAGGACAAGAGGGAAGGCGGAGCGCCCGCAGGCUCUCGAGCUCCACAAGCGUUCCAGAGCUGCUGGGCAACUCGUGGCCAGCGGCGCGGCAGGUGUGAGGCCUUUUGUGACUGUCGGGGACCUUGCGCAAGUUGCGCAGACAGUCAACCUGUCUCUUCAGCCCGAUGAGAUUCAGCAGAUGAUCUCUCUGGCGGCGCGAGAAGGUUCGCCUGUGCUGACCGCCGAGGCUAAGUGUCGCUUGUAUGGCUCGGAGGGGGGACGAGCAAGAGACGCCGAUUCGCGCGCGAGAGAAAAGGAAAAGAGGGCCCUGGCGCUGUACACCGAGGGAAAGACCUACCUGUCGUUCGAAGAAUUUGAGCGGUUCUUCCACACAAGUCUCGGCCUCAAAGUGGAGAAGAACGGCAAAGUUUGGUGA